Molecule: messenger RNA, 1434 nt
Organism: Halteromyces radiatus
Lineage: Eukaryota; Fungi; Mucoromycota; Mucoromycetes; Mucorales; Cunninghamellaceae
Exons: 2
Coding region: 168-1079 (303 amino acids)
Source: RefSeq, a predicted model, not a curated record
CAUGGCCUGUAUGGUUUACUCCUAGAUAUGACCGAUGACGAAAAGACUCAGUUUGUUCAAGGUGUGGAAACUGUUGUGGACUUCAAUCGCCAACUUGUGAUCAAGGGUCAUCUCUUUUUAUUAUAUUUCUUCACAUAUCGUCUUGAUGCCGGGUUACCUUUGCUCUCAUGUUUCUUUCAACAAGCUUCUUCUAUGGUAUCUUCCAGUUACUACUAGGUGGCAAAUUCACCAAUCAGUCGACUUUCGAUGCUGCAACACGUGAUAAUAUCAAUUUUGUGUUUCGUCGAUUUAUCCAGCAAUUUCCUCUGGCACGAUGUGAAAAGGUGUCCUCCCCUAUUGGUCGAUCUCCAAUUGCUUUCAGUGGUAUUCUAUCCUCAACAGCACAAACCUAUUCAACUCAUCUCAUUUCGAUUGUUGUCGCAAAUUUUGAUGGAUUCUAUAUAGCAUAUUUACAAGGCCGCCUUCGACGCAUGAUUCCUGAACUGGCACAAAAUCAUGCUAUGCAGUUUGCUCACUUUGUUUACCAAUCCACCGUCAAUGAUGACAAGUUCCCUCCAGUUUGGCCAGAAAUUGAAUACGAUCCAGCUAUUGACGACAAGCUCAAUGAAUCACUGUUGACCAUCAUGGAUGAAGCAAGUACCGAAUGGAACAAUAUACAUGAAUUGAUUACUACGGAAGGAGCUCGACGUCGAAGUGUACAAGCAUCUCGUGGCUCGUCUAUAGCUAGCUCAUCGACAGACCCACUCCCGGAGUCAAUGGACAUCCCGUCUCCAGCCUCAAGUGUAGGAAGUAUAGGUAUGACACAACUGGACCUUGAAAUACCAAAUCCUGUACAUUCAGCGAAAUCUAUUACGACUGCAACAAUCUCCUCCUACCCAAAAUUUUUCUUACCUGUCAUGUUUGAUAUCUUACGCAAGAUGGAACAAUGGAAUCAAAUAGACUCUGAACUACCGGCCAUACCUCAGAAUGAAGCAAAACGCACGUGGACAUAUCAUCUUUUAUCUGGAUUGCCUGAAUGGACACGAUUAGACCAUCGCCGCCGAUCAUCGUUGACUCGCUAUUACAAAUAUUAUCAAUGAAGGUGUACGAUUUAUUCCAGAGAAAUUACCUGCUGGCUUCAGCGCUGAAUCUAUUAUGCAUAUACAAAACGCCAUUACUACAGCACAGACAGAGAUUCGCGAAGGAAGAUUUGCACCACCAGUAUAUCUGACAAAGCAGCAAGCAAGACUAUUCACUAUCAUACCCAUUCCAAAACUCACACGCAAAUAUAUACACGAUCAUCAAUCUCUUGGAACAAUACUAAAACAUUUUGGUCUAGGACGUUUGGCUACUCCAUCUUCUACACCGAUCCCACCAAACCAGCCUCACCCGAAUUUUAAUAUGUUUGACUUGCGGAAGCUUAAAAGGUAAGAAAAAGGAGAAGAAUGAUCUAGU